AUGUGGCUGCCGCUGCUCUUGACCCUGCUGCUGGCGCCGGCGCCCGGGUUCUCGGCUCCCAAGGUGAGGCAGCAGAGUGACACCUGGGGUCCCUGGGGCCAGUGGAGCCCCUGCAGCCGGACCUGCGGAGGGGGCAUCAGCUUCCAGGAGCGCCCCUGCUACUCCCAGAGGAGCGAUGGAGGCUCCAGCUGCGUGGGCCCCGCCCGGAGACACCGCUCCUGCCGCACGGAGAGCUGCCCCUACGGCGCCCGCGACUUCCGGGCCGAGCAGUGCGCGGAGUUCGACGGCACCGAGUUCCAGGGUAGGCGGUACCGGUGGCUGCCCUACUACGGCGCCCCCAACAAAUGUGAGCUGAACUGCAUUCCCAAGGGGGAGAACUUCUACUACAAGCACAGGGAGGCCGUGGUAGAUGGGACGCCCUGUGAGCCUGGCAAAUGGGAUGUCUGUGUGGAUGGCCGCUGCCGGGUUGUUGGCUGUGACCACCAGCUAGACUCAUCAAAGCAGGAGGACAAGUGUCUGCAGUGUGGUGGUGAUGGCACAACCUGCUACCCUGUCACAGGCACCUUUGAAGCUAAUGACCUCCGCAGAGCGGUGAAGAACAUCCGCGGGGAAUACUACCUCAACGGGCACUGGACCAUCGAGGCAGCCCGGGCCCUGCCUGUGGCCAGCACCGUCCUGCAGUACGAGCGGGGUGCUGAGGGGGACCUGGCCCCUGAACAGCUCCUGGCCCGGGGCCCCAUCUCAGAGCCCCUUGUCAUCGAGCUCCUCAGCCAGGAGCCCAACCCUGGUGUGCACUACGAGUACCACCUGCCCCUGGGUGCCCCCGGCCUCAGCUUCAGCUGGAGCCACGGCUCAUGGAGCGACUGCAGCACGGAGUGUGGUGGAGGUCACCAGUCCCGCCUGGUGUUCUGCACCAUUGACGAUGAGGCCUACCCCGACCACAUGUGCCAGCACCAGCCACGGCCGACCGACCAUCGCUCCUGCAACCCUCACCCGUGCCCGCACACCAAGCGCUGGAAGAUAGGGCCAUGGGCGCCCUGCUCAGCCUCCUGUGGAGGUGGCUCCCAGUCCCGCUCUGUCUACUGCAUCUCGUCCGAUGGGGCUGGUGUUGAGGAGGCGGCUGAGGAGGCCGAGUGUGCUGGCCUUCCUGGGAAGCCCCCAACCACGCAGGCUUGCAACCUGCAGCGCUGUGCAGCCUGGAGUACAGAGCCCUGGGGAGAGUGUUCUGUCAGCUGUGGCGCUGGCAGCCGGAGGAGGAGCGUCACUUGCCGGGGUGCUGAGGGGUCUCUGCUUGAUGCCAUGGCAUGCUCCUCGGAGGACCAGCCACCCCUCACUGAGCCCUGUGUGCAUGAGGACUGUCCCCCCAUCAGUGACCAGGCCUGGCGUGUCGGCACCUGGGGUCUAUGCUCCAAGAGCUGCAGCUCAGGCACCCGGAGGCGACAGGUGGUCUGUGCCAUUGGGCCACCCAGCCACUGCAGCAGCCUGCAGCAGUCAAAGCCCUCAGACGUGGAGCCCUGUAACACGCAGCCCUGCCACCUUCCUCAGGAGGUCCCCAGCAUGCAGGAUGCACACGCCCGCCCCAGAGACCCCUGGAUGCCUGUGGGCCCUCAGGAGUCCCCUGCCUCAGACUCCAGAGGCCAAUGGUGGGCAGCCCAGAAGCAACCCUCAGCCCUGGAUAACCCCAGAGAAGAACAGGUCCCCCACCUGUCAGCCCAGGGCCCAGCUCCCUCUCUGCAGCAGUUCCCACACUGGCAGCCCCUGAGGUCUAGCCCAGGGUCCCUUGACUGCAGACACAGCCCCCAUGGGUGCUGCCCCGAUGGCUACACUGCAUCUCUCGGGCCACAGUGGCAAGGCUGUCCCAGCACCUCGUGUCUGCAGAGCAGGUACGGGUGCUGCCCUGAUGGCAUGUCUGUGGCUGAGGGACCCUAUCAUGCUGGCUGCACAAGUUCUUACAGUGCUGACAACAGUAGGAGCAGACCAGGGUUGAGAGCAGUAGCUUCCGUGGCCCCCAAGGCCCACCAGCCCCAGGCCCAGCAGAAUGAGCCCAGAGAGUGCAGGGGCUCCCAGUUUGGCUGUUGCUAUGACAAUGUGGCCUCUGCAGCUGGCCCCCUUGGGGAAGGCUGUGUGGGCCAGCCCAGCUACGCCUACCCCGUACGGUGCCUGCUGCCCAGUGCUCAUGGCUCCUGUGCAGACUGGGCUGUCCGCUGGUACUUCAUCGCCUCCGUGGGCCAGUGUAACCGUUUCUGGUAUGGCGGCUGUCACGGCAAUGCCAAUAACUUUGCCUCAGAGCAGGAGUGCAUGAGCAGCUGCCGGGGGCCCCAACACGGGACCCGCCAUGCCGAGCCUGGGGCCUCUGGCCAGAGCACCCCCACAGAUGGAGAAGGACAGCAGGAGCCCCGCUGGCAAAGGACAGGGACCACAGUACAGAGAAAGCCCCUGCCUUCUGGUGGCCUCAGGCGGCAAGACCAAGAGCUUGGGCCGGGGGAGACCCCUCUUGCCCAGGCCUUUGGAGAACGGCCUAGGGGCCAGGAGCUUGGGCCCAGGACCCCUGGGCUAGACGGAAAUGCUGGACGGCCAUUGCCACCCUACCGCAGAUCGUCCUACAGGAUUAGCUUGGCAGGCUUGGAGCCCUCCCUGGUGCAGGCAGCCCUGGGGCAGUUGGUGCAACUCUUCUGCCCAGAUGGCACCUCCCCGGAACCCCAGGCUGGGUGGCAGAAAGAUGGCCAGCCCAUCUCCUCUGACAGGCACAAGUUGCAGUCUGAUGGCUCCCUGGUCAUCAGCCCUCUGCGGGCAGAGGAUGCUGGCACCUACAGUUGUGGCAGCACAAGGCCAGGUCGUGGCUCCCAGAUCCAGCUUCGCAUCACAGGGGGUGACAUGGCCAUGCUGUCUGAGGCUGAGCUGAGGCACUUCCCUCAGACCAGGGACCCAGUCCAGCGCCACAGUUCUCAGGACUCUGGCCUAGGGGGUAAUGCAGGGGGCCUGGGGACCGUCUCCUCCUCACACCAAGGGACCGCAACCAGGCUGCGUCUGGACCGUAACCAGCCCAGGGUGGUGGAUGCCAGUCCAGGCCAGCGGAUCCGGCUGACCUGCCGUGCUGAAGGCUUCCCGCCCCCAGCCAUUGAGUGGCAGAGAGAUGGGCAGCUCAUCUCUUCUCCCAGACACCAGCUACAGCCUGACGGUUCUCUGGUCAUCAGUCCAGUGGCCAUGGAAGAUGGUGGCUUCUACACCUGUGUCGCUUUCAAUGGGCAGGACCGAGACCAGCGAUGGGUCCAGCUCAGAGUUCUGAGUGAGCUGACGAUCACAGGGCUGACCCCUACUGUGACAGUGCCAGAGGGUGACACAGCCAGGCUGCUGUGUAUGGUGGCAGGAGAAAGUGUGAACAUCAGAUGGUCCAGGAAUGGGCUGCCAGUGCAGGCCGAUGGCCACCGUGUCCACCAGUCCCCAGAUGGCACACUGCUGAUCCACAACUUGCGAGCCAGGGACGAGGGCUCCUACACGUGCAGUGCCUACCAUGGAAGCCAGUCAGCCAGCCGCAGCACUGAGGUGAAGGUAGUCCCACCAGCACCUGCCGCCCAGCCUAGGGACCCCAGCAGAGAGUGCAUCGACCAGCCGGAGCUGGCCAAUUGUGACUUGAUCCUGCAGGCCCAGCUCUGUGGCAAUGAGUAUUAUUCUAGCUUCUGCUGUGCUAGCUGUUCCCGCUUCCAGCCUCACGCUCAUCCUGUCUGGCAGCAAGGAUGAAGGAUAGCUCCAGCCCCAGUUCCAAAGGUUAUUAGGGCUGGGGAGAAGGGAAGAUGGAUUCUCAGCCUCCUCUCUCUGGCUGGCAAAAGGAGUCAUCUUCUGGAGACACUAGCCCUUUCGAAAACCCAACCAGUGUUUAGCCUCAGCAGCAGCCAGUACCAGCCUCCCUCUGCAGUCCUUAGUGUGCGCAUCUCUGACAUAACCAUAGGCUGCUGCUGAAUUGGCAAGAGGAGGAAUCUGUUUGAAUAAGGAGAACCUUUACUUUACAACUUCUCUUUGUAAUUUCUGUUUCAGGAUCAGUUCACUGCGUUUUAAAGCUGUCAGGGCUCUCACUUUAUUUAAAGCUGGUUGGGAAGGUGUAUAAUGAUUUCAAAGUUUACACCUAUCUUAUAAGGGGAAUGCCAACUCCUGCUGUGUCAGGGAAGUAUUCUGUGUUAGUGCUGUCUCAUCAGGGGUUAAACAGUGUUCCAUUUCUCUAGCCUCUCAUCCUUCUAGGUAGUACAGCAGUCAGCUUCAAAUCCUGUCUGUUUUCCAGGAUUAACACAUAAUGCUUGUGAAAGCUCUCGACAAAGUGGAAUAUAAUCUAAGGCCUCAGUAUAGGGAUUUGGGAUGAAAGAGCUGCAGUUAGCACUGUUAUUUGAGCAUGAAAGAACUGGAAAAGCUCCUUACUUCAUUGGGAAGCUGGACCCUGAAGCCCUCCUGAGGCAGACACGCAACACUGGCUGUGAAGGUUCGUCUGACACCUGUGUAAGGUUGACCAGCCUGCUCUGUACAGCAACAACAAGGAUCCUCUCUUCCUUAAGUGGGAAUCUGUGAAGCAAAAUGUUUGCUACCAGAGAAAAAUCAGACUAUUAAUAACAGCAUUAGCAAGAUGGGAGAUACCAAUAGGGGGUGGGGGUGAGGGCAGUAUAAAUAACAGGGAAUGGUUUGCAUCGGAAGAAGUCAUUCAUCUUUCAGAACCUCUAAUUCCUGAUGCUACUGGAUUCCUUGAAGUGGCUGGAUUCAAUGAGCUUCCAAGUCCCUUUCCACUUUAACCUUCUACAAAUGCUCCAGAGGACUGCCCAAUAACAAAGGUUAUCUUGGACACAGGAAAGGCAUUACAGGGACUAAAUCUCUGAAAGGUGACUUAUUACCAACACACUGGCUGGAAAAGCAACAAACUGCAUCACCAGUGAGUGUACAGGUCGGACUACCUCUCAUUCAACAAAGGAAAUAUGGGCCAGGGACAGAGGUCUUUUUUUUUUUUUCCACUUAUAAAAUACUGAGGAACACCUCUUUUCAUUUACCAUGCUGGUUUUGCUAUAGAAAUUGGAAAAAAAGGGCCACUUUCUUGGACUCCCCAAUUUAAUUAAACAGGAAUUUGGCCUAUUGGCAUAGACACUUGAGAAGGUAAGUUUCAGGUUGGCUUGUCCUUUGCAGCUAACCAUUCUUGGAAUCAGUCACAGAACAGUAGGCUAAGGUUAUAGGUGAGAAUAAAAUUCACUCCAGACCAGUGGUUCUCAACCCUCUUCCUUAUUGGGAGUUAAAAACAAAAACAAAAACAAAAAAUAGGCUGAACCUGGGGUCCCCAUCUCCCCUCCAAAAUUUAGAUUUAAUCAGUUUAGAGUAUAGGCAGGGCAUUAGGAUUUUAAAAGCUCCCAGGUGAUUCUAAUAUGUAGCCAAGGUUGAGAAGCACUCACUGGUCCAGCCUUGGGGUGGGGCUGAGAUUCUGCAUUUCUAAUCAGUUCCUAGGUGAAGUCCACACUGCUGUUCUAGACUACACUUUGAGCAGCAAGAUCUGAUUUUAGAGAUGCACUCAGGAUCAAUCAAUGCCUAAAGUAUGAAUGAAAAUAUGCAUUUCAAGGAUGUACUAGUCCCAAUAAAACAUUUCCUAACUACUAAACUAAGGAUCUACAGCAGCAGUAGAAUGGAAAGAAAAUAAGGCCAAAAAGAACUAAAAGUAAACUUACUUUGCUAAUAAAGAAAAGGGAAAGAACAGCCCUUCAUGGUCAAAAGGUUCUACCACGAACAUUUAUUUCUGUUAAAGCAGAUUAUAAAUUGUCAUCAGUACAAAUAUAUAUAACUUACAUUUGAUUGUAAGGCCAACGUUCAAAAGUAAAAAUGAGAUGGGAUCUCAUGUUGUUACCCGAGGUUAAGUGGCUGCUGCUAGCGAUGGGAUGUUCUGCUCACCAAAAGGGGAGAUUCCGGGGGGGGGGCACACAAAGCUAAUUAAAACCAGAAUUCCCAUCCCCACAAAACUUGUGGGAACAAAAUUUAAAGGGCGAAACAAAACCUGCUAAGACCCACAUUAAAAACCAACACAGUAACCUGCAUUCCCUUCUGUGGAUAUGAUUAUGUCAUUGUCACUUUAGUGUUAAAGGAUUAACAUAAGGAAAUUGCAACAAUAUAUAAAAGAAUACAUAUUCUCUAUAAAGCAUAUUUAGAUUGAUUCCAUUAAAAUAAUGACAUUAGAAUUUCAUCAUAGGUUUAAAACCAGGACAAUACUGCUCUUUUUCUUUAUUUAAAACUAUAACCUAGUGACUGUAUUGGUCAUAAGCAUGAUUGUUGUUGCAAUGUGCUACUUACAAUGAAUGAUGGCAAACAAGCUAGGGAUCCCGUCUGCAACCUCCAACAUUUCCUCUUUCUACUUCAAUAGGCAUCAAUGAUAAAUCAAUCUUAUGUACAAUUUCUUACAACUAACCCUUUUACCUUUGGCAAGAUUACUUACAACUCAUACAACUUUUUAAUAUCGAACUAUUUAAAAUAUUGUAAAUGCAUAAAAAUAAAGAUUUUGGCUUUUUUGAUA
Molecule: messenger RNA, 6523 nt
Organism: Galeopterus variegatus (Sunda flying lemur)
Lineage: Eukaryota; Metazoa; Chordata; Mammalia; Dermoptera; Cynocephalidae
Gene: PAPLN
Product: papilin, proteoglycan-like sulfated glycoprotein
Exons: 25
Coding region: 1-3738 (1245 amino acids)
Biological process (GO): extracellular matrix organization
Cellular component (GO): extracellular matrix
Molecular function (GO): metalloendopeptidase activity; serine-type endopeptidase inhibitor activity
Source: RefSeq, a predicted model, not a curated record